GCCGAGUGCAAAUACCCGGCGUUCCCACCAAAAUCCACGACGAAACGCAACCGAUACAUCAUCACGGGAAUCAUAUGGUCCGGCCUUCUGCUCCUGGGGUCCUUUCUAAGCCUCAGCAUUGUCCUAACCGUCCUACUAGCCGUCGAAACAGACAACACGGGUUUCAGCACCGACAAUCCUGACUAUGCUCUGUACAAAAACACCGGGUUCAAAGAAUGCAUCAGCACACCCGUAUCCGCCCUACCGUCCAACUGUUCCGUCAUCCGUGAGAGUCUCCGUAGCGAGCCAGGGGGUGUAUUGGCUUUGCUGCGUCCCCAUUUGCGCCACUCAAGCCAGAGUUGGUGCGAGGUCAUGAGUUGUUUUCAGGAUUUCAAGAUCAUUCCCUCUAUGCCCCGGCCCUCGGCCUUCUGGCCGACCGCGCUCGACACCUGGAACAAGACAGCCAUCACCUUCUUCAUGGUCACCUGGCAAGUGAACAAGCUCCACCAGGCCCUGUACAGCAAAAAAGGACAGCCCUGCCGGGGCAUCGAAUGGGACACGUGGGUCAUCCUCGCCUGGGAUCUGGGAUCCUUCGUCUGGUGGUGCGUAGGGCUGGGCCGGUUCGCCGUGCGGCCGGCAUUCUACUCCCCCCCGUCGAUGCUGGGCUGGAUCACACUCUGGAAAUACUGCUACAUCACCCGCUACCACCCCUACUCCUGCGUGCUGCGCCAUGCUCCGCGAAAAGCUCAGAUCAUCCGGUGGACGCUCACCGCGGUGGCCACGCUGCAGUGGGCGGCGUCAGCCUACCUCUGCCUCCGCGCCCUGCACUUCCGCAACACGCCCGGCACGCCGAGACCGGCCUACGACUGCCUGGAGGCGCGCUUCGCCGCGGCCCCCGGCACCACAACCUGCACGCCCGCGCAGAUCUGCGCGACCCCGUCGCUGCUCCACUCCUUCAGCCUCCAGUGGCCCAACCAACGACUCGGGGGGUGGAUCUCGGACGUCGCCUUCUUCGCCGCCCUGUCUCUCCUGGCCGUCAUCAUGGUCGCGGUAAUCGGCCUCUUCCCUCGACUGGCCCGGCUGAUUGGCGGCGGGGAUCUGGCCACGUGGCGUCGGCGAGCGGCCACAGUGGACUUCGGGUUCGCGGGCAAUGUCUGCUUGGCGGGCGUGGCGUGCACCAUCUACGGUGGCAUGACGGUCGUGGAUGCCAUCCGCGCCUUUGGGCGGGGUCGCGAGGCGGCCGUCGUCUUCAAUUAUGAUUGCACCGCGCUGCAUGUCAAUGUGAGUCCGUGGCGGUACUACUUGGAUGUUGACUAUGAGUUACCUGUGAGGGUGGCGAGGAUGUGGUUCAUUGCAUAG
This is a messenger RNA of Aspergillus aculeatinus CBS 121060, 1338 nucleotides long. RefSeq lists its product as uncharacterized. The record is from RefSeq and is a predicted model, not a curated record. The annotation marks the transcript as partial. The transcript has a single exon. Lineage: Eukaryota; Fungi; Ascomycota; Eurotiomycetes; Eurotiales; Aspergillaceae.